AUGGAGCACAGGGUGAUCUGUGUCCUCGCUAUGGUCUUCAUGCUGGCCCUCAGCAGCCUUGCCCAGGACCAAGAAGAAACAUGUGCCGUGACCCCCAAGGAGAGGUCAAAUUGUGGCUUCCCCGGUGUCACCCCCGAACAGUGCAAGGAAAGACAUUGCUGUUUUGAUAACAGUAUUCGGGGGGUCCCGUGGUGUUUCCACCCUCACAUCAUCGAGAACCCACAAGAAGAAAAGGAAGCUGAAGCUGACUUAAGGCCCAUCACACCUCCAAAGGGCACCAUCGCACAGCAAGCUGAGCAGCUGAUGGCCUUGGGCACUGACUCCUUAGGAUACAACAUGCUGAGACAGACCUUCAUUGCAGAGCUGUGA
Arvicanthis niloticus (Nile rat) is the source of this 369-nucleotide messenger RNA. Lineage: Eukaryota; Metazoa; Chordata; Mammalia; Rodentia; Muridae. The record is from RefSeq and is a predicted model, not a curated record.